This is a messenger RNA of Salmo salar (Atlantic salmon), 2773 nucleotides long. The record is from RefSeq and is a predicted model, not a curated record. NCBI's taxonomy places the organism in Eukaryota, Metazoa, Chordata, Actinopteri, Salmoniformes, Salmonidae.
UAAAUUAUGUGGCCAAAUCAGAGCGUGCACGGAAGUUAUUGUUUGUGGGAGUAGAGAGGGAUUUGUGUGUGUGAGACAAAAUUGAACGGGAAUAGCUAUUUGACAUAAAUUAAAGCGUUGACGUCCUCGUGCAAAAUUGAGACGUUUUGAAAAUUAAAUCCGAUAAUAUAGCUAGCUAAUUUGCUGAAAUAGCUAAUCAGUGCAGUGUUGUUGAUAUUCUUCUUCUAGCAUAGCUAGCUAGCUAACGUUAGCGUCCUGGCUAGCUAGCUAGCUAGCUUCUUCAGCUACCAAGCAUUAUGCCUUCAUACAAAGAAGUGAGAAACAGCAACCGCUUCUAUUAUUUCAUCAAAUUCACCUUAAAUGUCUACUCAAUGCUCUUCUCGCUUCUGGGCCUGUGUGUGUUGUGCGUGGGGGUGUACGCAGAGGUGGAGCGCCAGAAGAAUCGUACCCUGGAGGGGGUGUUCCUGGCCCCCGCUGUGGUGCUCAUCCUGCUGGGCCUGGUGAUGUUCACCGUCUCCCUGGUGGGCAUGGUGGGCUCCCUCAGGGACAACAAGACCCUACUACACAUGUUUUUGUGUGUCCUGUGUGUGCUACUGUUCCUGCAGGCUGUGGCUCUCAUCGUUGCGCUCAUCUUUGAGAAAAAGACAUCAGCCCUGUUCCAGAGCAGUAUACGAGAGGGAAUUAAACACUAUUACGAUGAUCUGGACUUCAAAAACAUCUUGGACUUUGUGCAACAGAAGUUCUCUUGUUGUGGUGGGGACGACUACAAGGACUGGGGUGUCAAUCAAUACCAUUUCUGCAAUGGCACCGGGCCACUGGCCUGUGGCGUCCCUUAUACAUGCUGUGUCCCCCACAAGGUGGGAGAGGUUGUCAACACUCUUUGUGGUUACAAGACUCUCAGCCAACAGGUAAGGCGUGAGCUCCUGGAUGAGGUGAUCCAUGUGCGGGGCUGUAUCCAUGCUGUCAACCUGUGGAUGGGAGACAACGUGGGAGCAACUAUUGGGCUCUGCUGUGCUAUAGGGCUGCCACAGCUGAUGGGCAUCAUGCUGAGCUGUAUGUUCUGGAACCUUCUGGUGGAGAUGAGUGAGUCCAUGGACAUGGUGGACUUCAAGAUCCUCAAGAGGGCUGGCUUCGAGUACAGCGAGCUGGACCUGGCUGGUGCUGGCUGCUGCCUGUGUCUGCCCAGAGAUGGAGGCUACCUCCCUCUGCCAGCCUUAGACCCCAUCUUGUCUGACCCUGACCUAAAGCCCAUCCCCAUCCGGGUCCAGCGGCCCCUGCCCGUCCAAGUCCAUAAGCCCCUGGCCCAAUCCCUCCAAGACCUCCAGCUAUCUGGGCUUAGACUGGAUGAGGUAGACAUUGGGCGUAAGCAGAAUAAGCAGAAUAAGCAGAAAAGAAGGGAAUAUUGAUUUGUGAAUUUCCUCAGUUGUUUUGUUGUUGUUUUGGUCACUGUGUUUGUUGAAGGACAGGUUAGACCUGGUGUUCUAUUUGGUGGUCAAACCAAUCAAUGGUCAUUAACUGACAGGAUUACAGGUUAUAAUGGUCACGUUCCUAGUUGACUACAUUGCAGAUGCAUGCCAGAUCUCAAUUCCUGGAUAGGUGUUUAACAUAUCAGCUAACCGCAGCAUAUGAUAUAUCAAUCUCAUUCCCGACUGCUCAGUCGAUGAUGUGGCACACAACAAUUGGUUGAUGCGAUGCAUGUAGUUGGUCUGGAAAGCGACCAGAGGUAUGUCACUUUGGCAAGGCAUUAUUGGUGCAAUCGUUUUCCUGUUUUUAUAAUUUUUUAUUUUGAAAUCCAAAUCUUUCAAAGAACAAGAUGCUGCAGUGGCUUUUAGGCACCCCUCUAAGUGUGUCGUUUUUUUGUUAAGUUUUUAAAAAUGUAACUUUCAAAUGGAGCUGCCGUCUCUGCAUUAUUUAAAUAUUUCCUAUCAUUUUGUUCCAGGUAUUUUUUGGGCUUUUGAUUUUGACCUUCGUCUCAAAUGCUGAAGUUAAAGCAUACCUCAGGCUGUAUACAAAUGUAGCCCAGUAGUCAGAAGAAGAUUUACGUCAUGUAUAUUUACUAUACAGACUUUAUGAAAUGAUCAGUUUGAGAUGAUCAUUCUAGUCAGAGCAGAGGAAUAGGAAUAGUCAGUCUUGUCUUGCGUUGCGUGUCUGUGAAGGAUGUGUAGCCUAAUGUUUCUUUUUUUAGUAUGAACUCUUCGAUUCCAUUUGUACCGGUAUGUAUGCUAUGAACUGCCUAUUCAGGAACAACGUGGGAAGCAUGUGUGUUUUGUAUUUUAAUAAAGUAAAAAAACUGUUUACAGCUCUUUUAGGGUCUCAUCAGGGGUUUUCAGUCUCUUCUCAAUUUCCGUCAUAUUUAUUAUACUUAGCAGGUUUGGUACAAAACCAACAUUAUAAGGGAUAAAACAAAUCCAGUCCAAACGAGCGGACUGGGACCAGAAAUCAGCCCUGGCAUUUCUAACACACCUGCCCAUUUUUUGUUGUUGUGACACCCACACCAGCCCAUUUUUCCCCCCUUGAGGUCCCCAUUGUUACCCAGAUAAUGAUCAUUUUGCGCAAAAAUAAAAAAGUUACACAGGCCCACUGGGCUAAAAAUGGAUCAGCCCAUCUCGCAUUUGCCCGAAUAGCCAGAUGGCCUGUCCGCCCAUGAGUCCAAAUUAUAUCAAUCCAUGUUUAGCUAGGAUCUUUUUUCAUAUCUGAUUUAUUUUAGAUUCAUCUUAGCUCUGGCCUUGUAUAAACACUACUGUCAUUGUCAAUAAAGCCGUUUUGAACUUGA